AUGAUGGGGAUGAUGGGGAUGAUGGAGAUGAUGGGGAUGAAUGGGGGUGAUGGGGAUGAUGGAGAUGAUGGGGAUGAUGUGGAUGAUGGGGAUGAUGGGGAUGAUGGGGAUGAUGGGGGUGAUGGGGAUGAUGGGGAUGAUGAUGGGAUGAUGGGGAUGAUGGAGAUGAUGGAGAUGAUGGAGGGGAUGAUGGGGAUGAUGGGGGAUGAUGGAGAUGAUGGAGAUGAUGGAGAUGAUGGGGAUGAUGGGGAUGAUGGAGAUGAUGGGGGUGAUGGGGAUGAUAGGGGAUGA
Danaus chrysippus (African queen) is the source of this 291-nucleotide messenger RNA. Lineage: Eukaryota; Metazoa; Arthropoda; Insecta; Lepidoptera; Nymphalidae. The record is from the annotation of a GenBank genome assembly.